AUGUCGCGGAGGCAGAAAUCAGCACGCCAACUUCUUUAUAAUACACCAUAUCCAACUCCCGAGGAGAAAAUAGCACGGGUGCUUGGUGGGAGAGGUAAGCAUCUGUAUGAAAUUCAACUGAUUGAUGGUACAUCCACGCUUGCGACACUUCCUCCCAGAUUCAGAAACGUUGUUUGGGUUAAGAGAGGCGGCUAUGUUAUUGUACUACCGGUCGAAGGAGAAAAUAAAAUUGGAGCAGAGAUCGUGCAUGUCCUUCUGAAUGAGCACAUCAAACAAUUAAGAGCAGAGAGCAUUUGGCCUAAAGAAUUUGAUUCUAGCCAAGAGGCAACAAAAGAGGAGCCACGAAUAUCGGAAGGUGCUGAUGAAGAAGAUGAUAUAUUUAUUAAUGAUAAUCGGGUAACCGUAGAAGAAUCCUCUCCUGAAGAAGACGAGGACGAGGACGAUUAG
Messenger RNA from Paraglomus brasilianum, 447 nucleotides. NCBI's taxonomy places the organism in Eukaryota, Fungi, Glomeromycota, Glomeromycetes, Paraglomerales, Paraglomeraceae. The record is from the annotation of a GenBank genome assembly.